Bufo bufo (common toad) is the source of this 585-nucleotide messenger RNA. RefSeq names its product mitochondrial ribosomal protein S18C (gene MRPS18C). Gene Ontology annotation, biological process: mitochondrial translation. The transcript is spliced from 6 exons. The record is from RefSeq and is a predicted model, not a curated record. Gene Ontology annotation, cellular component: mitochondrial small ribosomal subunit; ribosome. Bases 152 to 538 code for a protein of 128 amino acids. Gene Ontology annotation, molecular function: structural constituent of ribosome; small ribosomal subunit rRNA binding. Lineage: Eukaryota; Metazoa; Chordata; Amphibia; Anura; Bufonidae.
ACUGUUCACUGCGCUGCUUUUGGUCCGGGUUGCUGUCACUUUUAGGGGGCGGAACUGUAUUGCAGGGUGCUAUGUUGUCAGCCGGGCCGGUGAGGGGACGGGACGCAGCUUCCUCUCCUUCUGCAGGUCACAGGACGCAGUGUGGAGGAGGAUGCUGGCUGCCAGGGUAUUGCGGGGUGCAGUGCUGAGGCACCGGAGGCCGGUACUGUGCUCGUCCUCACUAUACAGUACAGCUACACUGGACAGUAACCAUGCUGCGCUCGAAGAUAUGCCAGAGAAAAUAGAAAAUCCCUUCAAAGAACCUCCAAAGAGGUGCAUCUUGUGCGACAUCCCGGUAGAUUACAAGAAUACCCAGCUCCUGUCUCAGUUUGUCUCACCUCACACUGGUCGCAUUUAUGGAAGGCAUAUAACAGGAUUAUGUGGUCUGAAACAACGGGCCGUAUCGAAAGCCAUUAAAAAGGCGACUAUAAUGGGUUUUAUGCCGGUCACAUACAAGGACCCUGCCUACCUCAAAGACCCACAGAUUUGUGAUGUUUGAAAAAAAAUAUGUUAUAUGUUUUGUUAAUAAAGAACCGUUUGCCAAUA